Molecule: messenger RNA, 8258 nt
Organism: Equus quagga
Lineage: Eukaryota; Metazoa; Chordata; Mammalia; Perissodactyla; Equidae
Product: zinc finger protein 266-like
Exons: 4
Coding region: 665-2461 (598 amino acids)
Biological process (GO): regulation of DNA-templated transcription
Molecular function (GO): RNA polymerase II cis-regulatory region sequence-specific DNA binding; DNA-binding transcription factor activity, RNA polymerase II-specific
Source: RefSeq, a predicted model, not a curated record
CUUCCCUUCAUAUGCCCAGGAACAAUCUUGACCAGUGCUAUCCAGUAGAAUGUGUAGAUCAUGUAUGUAGUGAAAGUGGUUAACCAUGUAGAGAAUAUUAAAAAAUUGAGAUAGUGUACAUCAUUUUCUAAUUCGGAGUGUUCUAAAUUGGACACUAAAUUCUUAUCAGAUAUAUUCGAUUUCUGUUUAGAUCGUGCAAAAUUUAGAGUUGAAAGAGUAGAUUCAGAUACUCAACUUGUUCCCAGUAUUUAAGUGAGCUGUCAGCUCCUAGUGAGACAUCUGGUGCAGCUGGUCCUCAGUAACUGACAAUUGAUGUUACUGAUUUUCAUAGAGUGUAAUGUUUUAGCAGCUUUUAGGUUCUACCUGCACAGUAGAGUCCUUUGGUCUGGACCUGAGCACUCGUACUGCUGGUUUAUCUAAGAGGAGCUUAGGUGGGUCAGAGAAUGCUGUGCUCUAAGUCAGCUCCCUGGUACGUAUGCCUCAGGUAGAGUGGCUGCAUAAUCUCAUUCAUGAAGUUUAUUGCCUUGACGAGUGAAGAGUCACAUUCCUCAGGGCUCAAGUUUCCCUCCCUGUAAAAUGAAUCCAUUAUCCUUUUCCUGAUGGGCAGCAUGGCUCACAAUCCCCUUUUGUGGCUCCAGGUGAGACAAGACUCCUCUGACAUUUGAUGGCAGUGGUGUAUAUUUGUAUGAGAUUUCUUGAGUGUGAAGGGAUAUUUGGGAAUUUGAAGCCAGAAUGGAAUGACUUCCAGGCAGGUGAAUGUGGGAAUUGUGGUCAUCUCUGCGUCCUCAUGCCUUCUUUCUUUUCUCCUAGGUUUCCUUCUAAGGACCAUUUCUACCUUCCUGAGGAAAAGACAGAGGCAGAAAGGAUGGUAACUGACUGUUUGGCUAGUUCUCAGGACUCGGUUACCUUCGCUGAUGUGGCUGUGCACUUCACCCGAGAGGAGUGGACUUUACUGGACCCAGCCCAGAAAAAUCUAUACAGAGAUGUGAUGCUGGAGACCUACAAGAACCUGACCACAGUAGAAUGGGAAUUACAAUUUAAGACCAAAGACUCAGCAAUUCCGCUGGAUAGUUUUGGGGGAGAAACAUCAAAUAGGAUAGAAACGGAAAUUAACCACAAUGGGUCAGAACUCUGUGAUGGUGGGCCAUGUGGAAAAGUCUUCAGUGAACAUUCAUGCCUUAAGACGCACAGGAGGAUUCAGAUUGGAGGGAACACUAAUGACGGUAAUCAGUAUGGACAAAAUUUUUUAACUUUGCGCAAGAAAACUUCUACUGGAGAGAAACUUUCCAUGUUUAAUCAGUUGGGAAAAGGCAUCAGCCCAACUCCAGAUGUUGUGUACCAGAAAACCAUGCAAGAGAAAAACUUCGAAUGUGGUGACAGUGGGAAGGCCUUUGUUAAUCAUUCUUAUGUUCAGGCCCAAAUGAAAACGCAGAAUGGAGAAAAUCUCUAUGAAUGGAAGGAAUGUGGGAGAUCUUUUAUUUACUCCACAAGCCUUGGUGUGCAUGUACAAAGUAACACUGGUAACAGUCAUCACGAAUGUAAGGAAUGUGGAAAAUCUUUUAAGCAGUCCUCAUACCUUAAUGCUCACGUUCAAAUUCACACUGCAAUAAAACCCUUUAAACUUAAGGAAUGUGGGAAAGCCUUUAUUCAGUGUUUUGAACUUACUGAGCCUAUAAAAACUGAUAUUGGAGAGAAGCCUUUUAUAUGUGACACAUCUGGAAAAGCCUUUGAUUCUUCCUCAAAUCUUUCUAACCAUUCUAGAAGUCACACUAGAGAGAAGCGUUUUCAGUGUAUUGUUUGUGGGAACAGAUUUACCACUUCUUCGUACUUAGUUAUUCACACGCGAAUUCACACUGGGGAGACACCCUACAAAUGUAAGGAAUGUGGAAAAGGCUUUAAACGUUCAUCGCACCUUAGCGUUCACAUGCGAACUCACACUGGAGAGAAACCCCAUCAAUGUAAAGACUGUGGGAAAGCCUUCACUCAUUAUUCAAGCCUUAUUUACCAUGGAAAAACUCACACUGACGAGAAGUCUUUUAAAUGUGAUAAAUGUGGAAAAGCCUUUGCUACUUCCUCAUGUCUUAAUAAACAUUUUAGAAUUCAUAGACUGAAGUCUUUUGAGUGUAAUGUGUGUGGGAAAAGAUAUUCCAAUUCUUCCUACUUUAUCGUUCACAAGCGUAUUCAUACUGAUGAGAAAACCUUCAAAUGUAGGGAAUGUGGAAAAGGCUUUAAACGUUCUUCGCACCUUAAUGUUCACAUGCGUAUCCACAGUGGAGAGAAACCCUAUGAAUGUAAAGAAUGUGGGAAAGCCUUCACUUACUGUCUAAGCCUUAUUUACCAUAUAAAAACUCACACUGGAAAGAAGCCUUUUAAGUGUGACAAAUGUGGAAAAGUGUUUGGUACUUCCUCAUAUCUUAACAAACAUUUUAGAACUCAUACAGGACCCAAGUCUUCUGAGUGAAAUAUAACUGGGAAAACAUGUACCACUUGUUCAUACUUUAUCAUUCACAAGCGUACUCACAAUGGAGAGACAUUGUAUAAAUGUAAAGAAUAUGGGCAAGUCUUUGCUCAAUUCUCAGGCCUUACCAUAUGAAAACUCAGACUGCAGAGAAGCCUUUUCAAUGUGAGAAGUGCGAGAAAGUCUUUGUUCCUUCCUCAAAGCUUGUUAAACAUUUAAGAUCUCAUGCUGGAGAGAAGCCAUUUGACUGUAAUAUAUGUAGGAAAAGAUUUACCAAUUCUUCAUACAUAGUUAUUCACAAGCGUAUUCAUACUGGAGAGAAACCCUGUGAAUGUAAGGAAUGUGGGAAAGCCCUCGGCAGUCGUCAUUCACUUCAAAGACAUGACAGGACCACACCGCAGACAUGCCCUCCAAUGUAAGGAAUGAGGGGAAGCUGUCAGAAUCUUCUCACAACCCAGCAUGUAAGUACUCAUAGUGAAGCCAUCCUGUUAAGGAACUGGAAAGCCCUCUUUAAUUGUUUCCUCAGUGAAAUGUGUACUUUUUAUAUGUGAGAGACCUUGUAGUAGAGAGAAAUCUAACUGAUGUAAGAUAUGUGGGAGAAUUGUAUUUCUACUGAUGUUCACUUGUGAUCUCGCCGUGGAGAGAAACUUCAUGAGUGUAAGAAAUGUUGUAGAGUCACAGUUAUUUUCCAUUAGAUCGUUUCCUAUCCUUAAUAAACGUGAUGUGGUUCAGUAAAAGAAACUGAAUAUAGGGGAUAUGGGAAGUGCUACCCUGAGUGUGAAUUGUAGGGUCUUUUGAGAUGCAUAAUGUGGUUCAUUCUGUAGAUCUAGUUAAAGCAUUUGUGAUUAGGCCCUGAGAAUUCUUGUGCGUAGUGUGUCCUUCUUUCUGCUGAUAGCUCAGUUUAGUGGCUACACCUUCCAGGUUGCAACCUAGUCAAUAGAGAGUCUAGAGGAUUCACAUUCAAUCCCCUUCUAACCACUUGGAUUCUCUUGUUGGAUUGACAUGGUCUUACAUUGUGAUGACAGUGAUUUCUUGAUUGUUUGCAGUGCUCACUGAACUCAUUUACAGCAUGUCAUUCUGCCCAAGGUGGUUGGUGAAAUACAUCUGUAAAUUUUGUAAACUUACCUUGUCCCUCUCACAACGGAUCUUUCAGAUAAAAAGUCAGUGUCAAGCAUGUGAUGAAGGGUGAAAAAUUGACUUUACACCUACUAAUGUUAGACAUUCUGAUUUCAUGAGCUUUGUGGCUGAGCAACAACCUCACCCUCUGGGGAGGACUGUUAACCCCUUGCCAUACAGGAAGAUAGUGAGAAUAAUGAAUGUUCUCUUUUGCCCCUAUACCUAGUACCACAGCCUGGGAAACCAAUCAUAUCAGUUGUCUGAGUCAAGCAACAGUUGUUGCUGCUGGUAUGACCUGCUACUUUCUUUGUCAUUCUGUCUGUGAACUGUGAAAACAGAAAACCUCAUGUGAAUGUAGCUGGUCCUGAGCUGCUGUGCUUGCUGCCCUCACUGGGACAUCCUGAAUGUGAACUUUGGGUGUAGACACAUUGGCACAACAUCAUUUCAGCUUCAAUGAUACAAGUUCACAUAGUUUGGACCCUCAAGCAGCGUUGGGUUAUGUCACAUAUGGCCAUCAGGCGUGCAACUGCUUGAUGCCACUUUCUUGAGGCUUAGGCAAAACACUGUAUGAUAAUCUAAAUCAAGGGUAACCAUAAAUCUUGAAAAAUUCUUUGUGCACCUUUGUGUUAACUGUUGUUGUGGAGUAUAUCAUGUUGUCCCUCACUUUUGGGCAUAUAUGUUGUUAUUUAGCCCAUCUAUUGUCUCUUCAAUUAUUGGCAACAACAACAAAGGUCAGCAGAUCAUUCUUAAUCUUUUGUGUGUGCUGUGUCAUAGAUUGGCUUUAGAUGACAUUGUAAUUGCCUGAUAUAAGACCUCAGGGUCCUACCAGAAAUUGUCACAGUUGCUUGAAUCUAGCACCAUGUGGGUAGUGUAUGAGGUCCCUCCUGCAGAUUGGUCUCAUUCUGCUGUUUGCACUCCUAGUGACAUCAUCCUCAAUGAGUGCUGUGCGAGAGAAAUGAGGAGAUUUGGUGCUGGCUUUGGUUGGUCAGUGGAUGACAAAGUGGCAUAUUUAUGUGGGAAAACUCCGAAAGCCAAGAUAAUGUGAGCCAUAUAUGCUCCAACACAGAUGAGCCUUUAAAAACAUUCUAAGUGCAAAGAAGCUGUUGAUAAAAGAUUGUAUGGCUUCAUUUAUAUGAAGUGUCUAGAAAAUGUGAAUCUCAGAGACAGAAAGGAAUUUGUAUUUGCCUGGAUAUUCAGAGACAAUGGAAAUGGGAGUCUGACAGCAAAGACUGCUUUUGAAGUGAUGAAGUGGUUCUAAAAUUGUGAUGGGUUAGGUAAGUUUGUGCAUAUAGUAAACAUCAUUGAGUUGUAUAGAUUUAAAUGGAUGAAUUGUAUGGUAUGUGAAUUAUAUCUCAGUAAAGCUGUUCCAAGAAAUAGAAGAUUGUUGUACUGCUUACACCAUUGGAAAUUAUGAGCAUAUUAAACUUAAUAUCUGAGGCAUCUGGCAUUGUAGGAUGCAGCCAACAUUAGCUACCAUUAUACUUUUGCCACUAGAUAUUGAAAAUAUGAAACUUUUAUAAUCAAAGAGCGUGCUACAGGCAUAAGUAAAUAUGUUACUUUAAAGGAGAUUCUAGAUAUGAAUACUGGUAUGUAUAGGAAUUUUAUUGUUUAAUAAAUACGGAAUUACAAAACAGUAGGUCAAGGAUAGCUUAACAAUAAGCACUAGUACCACAGUUGGCCUUUUGGAGGAAGAAAAAUUGGAUCCAGUACCCCCACCACAUACAAGAAUACACUGGAUGAAGAUUAAAGAUUUAAAUGUCUGUACAAGUAGUAAAUUUAAGAAGCAAAUUAGGAAAUCUCCAAAUACUGUAGGGUUUGAAGAGACGUUUUAAGGCAAGGCAGGAAAUCCAGAAACUAUUUUACAAAACAGACUUCCUUUGGGCACAUAAACAUUUAAUAUUUUGUACAGCAAGAGAUGAAAGAUUAACGUGGCAAAAUAGUUAUUACUUCAAUAGUUGCAUAAAAUAGAUCUGACAGUGUCCAUAAGCAAUUCUUGAUAAAAUGCGUUAGUAAAUCACGGUUUAAGAUCUUUAUGAAUUCCACUGUGCCCACCCACUGAAAUCCACAGCAAACAUGGUUACUUGGGAAACUUUAGAACCCUUCCUAAGUGAACGAUUUCUGGUAUUGUUGCUGUUUCACAGCGUAGUAUGGGAGGCCCUGGACCAUAUGGUAAAAUCAUAAAAAAGGAAACAGUUACUUUUAAAAGAAAAAAUAUUUAUAGACAAUUUUAUAUGAAAAGCACAAAGGAAGCAAUGAUUAGAGUAUAGCAUGGUGUCGAACAGAAAUCAAACGAAAUAAGGGGGAAUAAAGACAAGGAUGGAGUUAGUUGAAUGGAGGAAAUGGGCUUUCUGGGAUUGGCAGGCACGUUACAGGAGAAUCACCGUAAGCCCUCUAGGAGGGUGAGGUGAAGCAGGUGGAAAAGCUUUUUUUGAUGCACAUUCUCACCUUCAACCACCACCCCCAGUGUAGGCCCCGCCUCGAGCCCUGGUUCUAGCCUCCAUCUUGUCUCACGCUGUUUCUGCCUACAGCCCCGCACCGAGCAAACCGUGGUCCAACCCCACCCAUGCAGUUGUUCAGUUGAAUUUCUCAGUCUGAGGUGGUCUUUCUUGACUGGCAGCCUGAGCCGCAGAGCUCCGCCCCUUCCAUCCCCAGGCAGGAAGCGAAAGUUUGGUCGCCUGUUCAUUGGGAUUUUUGUCCUGCCUGCUCCUGGUAUCUUGGAGACAUCUCUCUUAGUGGUGGUCCAGCCCAGCCCAGCUUUGGGGAGAGCAGUGCGAAGUGGAGGAUAUGGGGGUUGAAGGAGGAGUGAAAGUGUGUUUGGUCCAGGUCGCCGAGGGCCUACUUACAGAGUCCUGGUGUGUGACGCUCGCUCCCGCUGGGGCCCCGCGGCACAUUCAGGCGUUCAUUGCUCACCAAGACCUGAGACACACUGUAUGGGCGCAUGCCUGAGGUCUCUUCAUCCACCGAGCUUCCCUCUUCAGAAGCCUCCAGAGCAACCUUUGUGACUUGUCUCCAGAAGGAAAGGAACCUACGCCAUUGGAAUGAUGUUGACUCGGCCCCCACAUCCUCUGUCCUCGCGGAUCUGGCAAUUCUGGCCUAUUCUGGGGAGUACUGGGGGAAUGUUGGGGGAAGGGGGCCUGUGUUUCCUUUUGUAUACAAAAGAAUGUUUCAUCUGGGAAUUUGGUUGUCUUUGCAUGUCCUUCCUUUAUUUUUGACACAUUAUGUUCAGGUAGAAAGAUACUUUCUUAGAUGUGUAUGAUGUGCAUAUUUCUGUGAAUAAAUAUAAUUGGAGACAAAAGUCUUUUCUACUAAAACGAAACAAGAACACUCACCUAUGUCUGAACUUCCUAGGGUUAUCCAUCUCCAUAGGGCUUCAGAACAGUGGCCUCUAGGAGAAAAGGAUGGAGACUUUAUUACACUAGGUCUAGAAUAAUCGAAACUUACCAUCCACAGAAUGUUUGGACUAAGUGCAUUUUUUCCACAUUCUUCUUUUGAAAAAUCUCAAACCUAAGAAAAUUUGAACAUGCAGUACAAUAUGCAGUCUGCUGUAUACAUUUAAUAUGAGCAAUAAAACCCCAAGCACUUUGAGGUCCUUCUCUUUAUGGGCAGGUAUUUCUGAUACUGUCUCUGCCAGAGGCACUGUCGGCCAACCUGCAUGUGAACUUUUACCCCAGAUCUCUGGUCUGAGAAGCUCCAUUAUUUGAAACUAAUAAUAACCCAUUCACUUAUUUUGCUGCGGUAAAAUAUAAUGUGAAACUGGCUGUUUUAAGUGUGCUGUUCUGUGGCGUGUGCACUCACAUUGUUGUGUGACCAUCACCACCAUCCAGCUCCAGAACUUUUUCAUCUUCCCAAACUGGAACUCCAGCCGUUAAACUCUUACUCCCCGUUUCCUCAUCUUCUCAGUCCCUGGGAAUGUCUGUGCUCCCUGCUCUAAGCUCCUCAUUUAAGGCGAGCAUACUGUAUUUGACUUUUUGUGUCUGGCUUAUUUCAUUCAGCAUCGCGUCUUCAAAGUUCAUCCAUGUUGCAGCAUGUGUCAGAAUUUCCUGCCUUUUCAAGGUGGAAUAACACUCCAUUGUACAUAUGUACCACAUUCAUGUGUCAGUGGACACUCGGGUUCCCACGUUUUGGCUCUUGUGACUAAUGCUGCUCUGAACCUGGCUGUGCAAACGUGUAUUCAAGGCCCUGCGUUCAAUUCUGUUGGGUGUACACGCCCAGAAGUGAAUGCUUGAUCGUAUGGCAAUUCUGUGUGUAUCCUGUUGAUUUAUUAGUCCUGUCAUUUCUUGGCAGGUAUUGUAUUCCUAGAUAUAUUUGAACAUUCACAAAAAACGGUUUUACUUUAAAUUGUGGUUAAGAACACUUAAGAGUUACCAUUUUAACUAUUUUAAGUGUACAGUUCAGUAGUGUUAAGUAUAUGCACUUUGUUGUGCAACAGAUCUCCAGAACUUUCUCAGCUUUCAAAAGUAUAACUAUGGAUCCGAUCAACAAUCUCCAUUCUCCUCUCCUCCAGGCCCUGGUAACCUCCAUUCUACUUUUUGUCCCUAUGAAUCUGGUUAAUCUAGGGACCUCACAGAAGUUAAAUGAUGCAGCAUUUUUUUUUUUUUUGUUAAAGGGUUUUUUUGAGAUGCAACGAAAGUCCCAGGUUUGGGUAUUUAAAUGUAGUGAUAGCAAUCAUAGCACCAACGCACUU